Molecule: messenger RNA, 885 nt
Organism: Pangasianodon hypophthalmus (striped catfish)
Lineage: Eukaryota; Metazoa; Chordata; Actinopteri; Siluriformes; Pangasiidae
Product: ferritin, middle subunit
Exons: 4
Coding region: 171-704 (177 amino acids)
Biological process (GO): iron ion transport; intracellular iron ion homeostasis
Cellular component (GO): cytoplasm
Molecular function (GO): ferric iron binding; ferrous iron binding
Source: RefSeq, a predicted model, not a curated record
GAAGGUGUGCGGUUCGAUAAACAGAUCUGGAAAAACUGGAAAGAGGUUCUUGCUUCAACAGUGAUUGAACGGAACUUCUUCUUCCUCUCCUUCUGUUUAUUAAUCUGCAUUUAAUAUAAAGUUUAUUUUUGCACUUUCGUUUUGAUAAGAAAACGAUAAAACCAGCCGAAAUGGAGACUUCUCAGAUCCGUCAGAACUACCACCGCGACUGCGAGGCCGCCAUCAACAAGAUGGUCAACCUGGAGCUUUACGCCUGCUACACCUACACCUCCAUGGCCUACUACUUUACUCGGGAUGACGUCGCGCUCGAGGGUUUCGCGCAUUUCUUCAAAGAGAACAGUGACGAGGAGCGCGAGCACGCGGAGAAGUUCAUGUCCUUCCAGAACAAGAGAGGCGGCCGCAUUUUCCUGCAGGACAUCAAGAAACCGGAGCGUGAUGAGUGGGGCAGUGGCCUGGAGGCCAUGCAGUGCGCUCUGCAGCUGGAGAAGACGGUGAACCAGGCUCUGCUGGACCUGCACAAACUCGCCACUGAUAAAGGAGAUCCUCAUCUGUGUGACUUCCUGGAGUCUCACUACCUGAACGAGCAGGUGGAGACCAUAAAGAAGCUGGGUGACCACAUCACCAACCUCUCCAAGAUGGACGCCGCCAACAACCGCAUGGCCGAGUACCUGUUUGAUAAACACACCCUGGGAGGAAAGAGUUAAACUGCCUCCACACUAAUCGGCAGAACCUCCAUCAGUAAAGCUAUUGAGUUAAUGUGCAGUAAUGUGUGUGUAUGGAGUAGAAACUGAAGUUGGUUCAUGUCUGUCCUGUCUGUAAUCUCUCAUAAUCCUCAUGUGGAAGAUUAAACACUAAACAUUAAAUGAAUAAACAUUUAGAGCUGGA